Podarcis lilfordi (Lilford's wall lizard) is the source of this 4160-nucleotide messenger RNA. Lineage: Eukaryota; Metazoa; Chordata; Lepidosauria; Squamata; Lacertidae. The record is from the annotation of a GenBank genome assembly.
AUGCGUAUUUCGAGCCGAGUAAGUUACAAACUGUCAGGAGGAGGCAAGUCCUACCUCAUGCACCUAUUUAGAUUUCUUUGAGGGUGUCAACAAGCAUGUACCGGUAGAUAGAGGUGAUCUGGCUGACAUGGAGCACUUGGAUUUUCAAAAAAGCUUUUGAUGAAGCCCCUCGCCAAUGACUCCUGCGUAAGUUUAGCAGUCGAGGAAUCAUAGGAGAGGUCCUCUUGCUUAAGCUGCAGGAAUGAAAUAGUAGGAAUAAACGGACAGCUUUCCAAAUGGGCAGAUGUUGAAAAUGGAGCCCUCCAAAGAUCAGUGUUGGGACUGUGCUCUUUUAAGUUGUUUAUAAAUGAUUUAGAAUUAGGGAUUAGCAGCAAGGAGGCAAGGUUUGCUGGUAACAUUUUUUAAGAUUGUUAAAAUGAAAAGAGAGUGUGAUCGUUUGGAAAGGAAUUGAAAACAAAAUUGCCGGUAUCAUACCAUGCAACUUUUCUUUGAACACUCUGUGACAUUCUGGUUGCCUCACCUCCAAAAGGAUAUUGUAGAGGAAACGGUCUGUAAAAAAGGUAACCAAAAUGAUUGAGAAUGGACUAGAUGGGUCAUUUGCCCAAUUCAGCAGGCUAUUAUUAUUAUUAUUAUUAUUAUUUGAAUUAAUAUAUGGUGGAACCUUGUGUUACGUACCGCCCACCUUACGGAUGCUUUGGGUUACGAGCUCUGCUAACCUGGAAGUAGAUGCUCCUGGUUGCAAACUUUACCCUGGAUGCGAGUGGAAGUUGCGUGCCAGCAGCGUGCCAGCAGCGGGAGGUGCCAUUAGCGAAAGCAUACCUCAUGUUAAGAACGGUUUCGGGUUACAAACGGAACUCCAGAAUGGAUUAAGUUCGUAACCGGAGGUACCACUGUACCUCCCUAUGCCCAGGGUCUCAGGGUGGUUCACAGAAUAAACUUUUUAGGCAUAGAGCGGGGCUGUAUCAGGUUUGUAUUAGAAAUAGCACAGAUUGAUUUCUGCUCUUCAGGGUAGGAUUGAUAGCUUGCAUGAUGUGGAAGCCCCACAACAGGUAGAUAUAUGUAGAGUUGUAGGAUUGGCAGCUCAUUUAUUUUUUUUUUAAAGUUGUAUUGGAAAGCUGGUGUUCUCUUGCUGGCAUUCAGCAGGUAACUCAGGGUUUUCAUGCAAAAUUUCCUACCAGCGUGUGAUCAUCUCAGAAGAAAGAGAAAGUGGCAUUUAGUAGAGAGGGGAGGAUUGCAUAAAGCAGAGAUGGAGAGUCUGUGGUCCUCCAGAUAUUGGACUAUAGUGCCUAUCACACAGGCUGAUGGGAGUGGGGAAUCCAAGAGCAUAAGGAGGGCCAUAGAGUCCCCACCCCUGGACUAAAAAGAUGUUUUCUGAUAGUGUGCAGUUGGCCUCUCUAAAGAGGUAUUAGCCAACCUGUUUUCUGCAUUGGUUCCUGUUGGGAAGGCUUGAGCAGUUUGUUUUCAUUGGGCAACAUUUGGGAGGCUCCCAUCUUAAAUGAAGAAUUGCAUCCCCACAGGGCCUGUUGCUUUGUGCCUGGCUGUGCUUUGCUAGUGGAGUGUUUUUCCUUGACUUUCUACAUCUCAUUCGUUCCAUCAACGACCCAGAGCAUCCCUUAACAUUAGAAGAACUAAACGUCGUAGAACAAGUUCGAGUCAAGGUCAGUGUUGUUGGCCUUUCUCUGCCUUUUCCAAGCUGUAGAGAAAAAAUGGCCACUUUUUGAGCCAGAGGCCGGCUGAACAGGCUGUAGCCCAUGUCACUAAAUUCAUGAAAACCAGGUACAAACAGAUCCUUUAGGAGAGAUGCAGCUUCAAGGAAGAACAGGUGUCUUUCCAUUUUUGCCUGGCCUGAUUCUUAAAUUCCCCAUUUCACUUCCCCACUGCCCAGGAGGCUUUUUAUAUAACUGCACCUGUGUGACUUAUCCAAGCUGCUACCAUCAUGCCCUACGGUGAUGCCCCCUCCCAUCUCACCACCACCUGGUUAGCUCAGUGGCCCUUGGCUCAGACUCAGACACUAUAUUCUUUUAUAUAGUGUAAGUGUGGGGUUUUGUGUCAGCGUCAACUGGGUAGGUUCUCUUUCUGUUCACUUAUUACAUUUCCUUGGUGGUGAGGGAUGGGGGUGGGGCCAGGGUGUUGGCUGUCUGUAGUUGGCUGCAGUGAGGUUUGUUUGCAUUUGUGAGGGGGUGGGAUUGUUGGGUCAAGUUAGCCAUAUUGAUUCGUAUGCUGUGGAUGGGUUCUUGUUGGGCUAUGAUAAAGGGGAGCAAUUUGGGGGUGAAGGUGUUCUAUUUGUCCCCAGGUUGCUUGGUUUUCUUUGUGAAUUCCUGGGCAUCAUCUUCAGACUGAGAGGAGUCUAAUUCUCAAAGUACAAAUGCAGAGUUAGUAAGAUGCAAAGAGACAAGCCAAUUAGCUCUUUUUCCAAUUAGAACAGCAUUUUAUCUGGUUUAAAUUAUGACUCUCUUGAAAAAAAAUUGUGAUUGUGUCGGGAUGGGUCUUUCACAGGUAAAUGAUGCUGAGAGCACCGUUUCAGUGGAAUUCACCCCCACCAUUCCACACUGCAGCAUGGCAACAUUAAUUGGCCUUUCAGUCAAAGUGAAGCUGAUCAGAUCCCUCCCAGAAAGGUUUAAGGUGAGUGGAUGUAAAUGGCCAAAAGGGCGAUGGAGAAAUUCUGUUUUCGUUGCAUAGGGUGGACAUGAGGGGCCUUUGGGGCUAGUGAGGCAUUGCUCUUGAGUGAUCAGCUGGAAGUAGAAUUGUACUGGUAGUUCUGCUUUUACAGUGUCUGCAUUCCCCAUUGCAAACCUGUGGUGCUCACCCCUUGUCUCCCACCAGCCAUGAGCAGAAAUUAGAAUUCUGCAGGGGAUAGAAAGUGCGGUGGCAGCUGCAAGUUCCUGUAGCUCCUCAAAGCAUUGAAAACCAAGACAAAUGUGGGAGACAAAACAAUGACCUGGGUCAGCAACCUUCAAGGGGAACUCCAAAGUGCUGCUUUGACUUGACAUUCUAGAGUGUUGUGAAAGUGUUGCAGGGGAUGGGGUGGGGAUGGCAGAUAUAAAUUCAAACAGCCAGCAGUGCCAGAAAGGGCCUAGGAAAGGGCCCCAGACAAACAACUGGCUUGGUCCUUUGGGAGUAGCUCCUGUUUGUGAGACCACUGCUUGGCUCCAAGAGGCAGCAGCUACUGCACCCUGGAAAGCAGCAUGAAUUUCCUUCUUACUUGCUUCCAGUGACUCCCAGUUUCAGAAGUUCUUGCUCAUCUUGGCACUUGACGGGCUAGGCAUCAAAGGGAUAUGUGGGCUUUCCUUCUCCCCUUUGUUUCUAUUAAAGCACCUGAGGCUAACAAUUGCAGGAUCCCACGCAGCCCAUGCUGCUUUUUUGAAUUUGACAUGCUGGAAACCAAGUGCCGUUUUUUCAAAGCAAUAAAGAAAGGGGUCCCUGGCUGCCCCCCAGCCCCGCCAUUGAUCAGAUGCCUUCUUUCAGUUGUUUGAGCCACUCCUGCUCCCUAGUGGCUUCUUCAUAUCCAGUGGUGGGGUAUUCAAAAGCUUUUGAUCAAGGCAAUCUGCCCAGCCAAAGUAUUUAUCCCACUCGAAGAAUUCUUGGGUUGGAAUUAGAAACAAAGAAACUGCCAAAGUGACAGCGCAUCCUCACCAAUGAGACACAGAAUGGAAGGGAGGGGACUGGUGAUGGUGUGUAACAGAGCAACCAAAUUAAAUUAAGGUAAAGUUGGAUUAGCGAGGUAUAAUUUUAUUAUUCCUCCAGUUGGUUCAACCUGGGGGAACAUUAUUUGGUGACACAAAUGAUGCUUCUUCUUUUCUUCCUCCCAGGUGGAUGUCCACAUAACCCCUGGAACACAUGCAUCAGAGCAUGCAGGUACGUUUGAAAUUCACCACAAAAUACCCCUCAGAAUAGGUCACUUACAUUCCCUUCUAUAUUUGUUUUGAAGCAAAGCUGGAAGGGAAGAGUACAAAUACCACUUGGAAUUUUUUUGGUGGGGUCCUAGCCCUUCAGCUAUACAGCAGAGGAGGAUGGAUGGAUGGAUGUCUUCACUAACUCCUCUUGUGGGGUUCUUUUUCACAGUAAACAAGCAACUGGCUGACAAAGAGAGAGUGGCGGCUGCCUUGGAAAACAACCACCUGUUGGAAGUGGUGAAUCAGUGUUUGUCUGGGCGCCCCUGA